This is a messenger RNA of Setaria italica (foxtail millet), 393 nucleotides long. RefSeq names its product cell death-inducing p53-target protein 1-like. The transcript has a single exon. Bases 1 to 393 code for a protein of 130 amino acids. Lineage: Eukaryota; Viridiplantae; Streptophyta; Magnoliopsida; Poales; Poaceae. The record is from RefSeq and is a predicted model, not a curated record.
AUGGAGGGCGCCGAGCCUGGACCUCCCCUCCCCCAUGGCCCUGGAGCUCGGCCCGCCAACCAUGGAGGGCGCCGCGUUUGGACCUCGCCACCACCGGCCAUGGAGGCGCCGUCCCAGGACCUCGCUCCCCAGCCAUGGAGCGUGCCGCGCUCGGACCUCGCCUACCCCGGGUGCGAGGAGCUCACCCCGCUAGCCAUAGGCACCGGGCGUGACGCCCCGGGAGCUCGACCCCGCCAGCGGUCGUGGCCGCGGGAGAGCGCGCCGCCCCCUAGGACAGGCUCCCUUGCCGGAGGCCAUGGGGAGCUGGCCCCUUGCACGGAGCUCAAGCUCGUCGGCGGCCACGCUGGCCCCACGGUCAAGCCCGGCCAACGCUUCCCUCGCACGCUCACGUGA